This is a messenger RNA of Sporothrix brasiliensis 5110, 1518 nucleotides long. RefSeq lists its product as uncharacterized. The coding region runs from base 1 to 1518 and encodes 505 amino acids. The transcript has 2 exons. The record is from RefSeq and is a predicted model, not a curated record. Lineage: Eukaryota; Fungi; Ascomycota; Sordariomycetes; Ophiostomatales; Ophiostomataceae.
AUGCAGCUGCUCCCGUUUGCAUUUGUGUUGGCCGGUUUGGCCAUGGCCGGCUUCGUGCACGCCGAUGCCGACACGGGCACCGAAGACGGGGUCGCCCGCCGGGCCACGGCGACAACACCGACGGGAACAUCGCCGUCGACAUACUCGCCCACGGUCGCGCCCGGCGGUCUCUCCGCCGCGCCCUCGACCGUCCCGACGCACACCAUUGCCGUCGGCGCCACGGGCUUCAGCUUCACGCCCAACAACCUGACGGUGGCUGUCGGGUCCAUCCUCGAGUUCAACUUUUAUCCCGGCAACCACUCGGUCGUGCGCAGCGCCUUCAAGUUUCCCUGCAUCCCCUACGAGGACUCGGGGCCCAACCGCGUCGGCUUCUUCAGCGGCUACCUCGACACCAAUGUGUACUCGCCGGACGGGCCCAAGUUCCGCGUGCGCGUCAACGAUACGGAGCCCAUUUUCUACUACUGCUCGGCACCAAGCUCCUGCAUAUCACAUGGCAUGCUGGGGGUCGUCAAUCCGAACGCCACGUGGACGCUCCAGGUGCAGCAAGAGUAUGCGGCCAAUACGACGAUCCAGCUGGCGCCUGGUGACCCUCUGCCGUCGGAAAUGGCUCCGACGUCUGCUGGGGGUCCCGGUGCGACUGGAGCGUCAGGCGCGGGCUCGUCCACGCCGUCGUCGGGCCUCUCCUCGGGCGCUGUCGCCGGCGUUGUCAUUGGUUCCAUUGCAGGUGUCAUUGCUCUCGCCGGACUCGGUAUUGCCGUCUUUUGCUGCAUGCGUCGCAGCCCGCGCUGGCAGAAGGAGCGCCACCGCCGGCUAGCUGGACUUGGUUAUGGAAACGGACACGAAAAUGGGGGUGGCAGCGGCAGCGGCAGCGGCAGCAUGGGCAACGCGCUGUCCCCGCUGUCGCCCGCGGCCCAUCUUCAUCAUGGCAGCUCGCCCAGCCCGGGCGCCGUCGUGGGAACGCCUCCUGGACAACAACAGAACGUGCAGUUCCACCGGCCGUAUCCGUACGGCCAGUCCCCUCUCCAUCACCCGUCGUCGUCGUACUCGCCGCCGCUGUCGGCCGCCGGGACCGGCCAUGCCCAUCUGCCCAUCUACAACAGCAUGUCCACCAUGGCCACCCUGUCGCCGCUGCAGAGCCACCCAACCCACCCCACCCACGGCACCAUGGGCGCCAUGAUGGCCGGCGGCGGCAGCACGUACAGCACGUACUCGUCCGUCGUGGCCCAGCAGGGCUCGCCCAGUCCGUACGCCGACAAGGCCUACUACCGCACGUCGCCGCCUCUGCCCGCGCCCACGCCGCCGCACAAUUUGCCGUAUCCGCAGCAUCUGCAGCCGCAGCCACGUCCACAUCCACAGCAACAACAACCACCCGCGCCGGUGGAGCUCCCAACAUCGGCUGCAACGCCCGUCCUCGCCCCGUACCACAUCCACGACGACGGCGGUCUGCGUCCUCCACCGCCCGCACCGGCCAUCCCUCGGGCCGAGUCGCCCACCAUUGGCGGCGUCGGCCAGACAUGA